Paramecium sonneborni is the source of this 627-nucleotide messenger RNA. NCBI's taxonomy places the organism in Eukaryota, Ciliophora, Oligohymenophorea, Peniculida, Parameciidae. The record is from the annotation of a GenBank genome assembly.
AUGAAGUCAACAGAAUAUAAAUACACUACAACUUGGUUGAGACCAAGAUCAAAGAAUCUUUAUCAAAUAAUGCUUGAACAUCAAUAAAAAGAUGUACUUAAUUAACAAAUCUUGACUGCUUCCUGCCUAUAGACUCCAGCCAAAUAUUAAUAGGAUGAAUCACAAAUUGACUUCAUCAAUUAAAUUAACUCAUUCUAAUAAAUUUCUGAUUUAGACAUAGAAAAACUUUUUAAUCCCAUACAUUUAUUUGAAACUUCAAUCUCAGAAAUUCAAAUGAAUGAAUCUGUAAGCAAUUUAGUUAAUUACUAAAAAAAAGAAAUUUCACAAGAACUAAAUAAAUAUUUAACUAAUCUUAACAUAAUUAAUUUAAUUACAAAAUAUAGAAUAUUAGAAUCUGGAUUCGCUUUCAUUAUUAGAUUAUAACAAAAUUAAUCUAUUUAAUUAAUUUUAAACUAAAAUUCUUAAUUAAAAUUUGCAAUUAGACAUUAAUACCAUAAUAUAUUAUGUAAAUCAACUAAUUCUUAAAGAAUACUUAGACCAAACACAUUAAAUAUCAUUUAAAAACAAGUUACUAUUCAAAAUGUUGGCGAUUAAUCAAUUCCAAUUUGUUUUUACAUCCAUUCAUGA